This is a messenger RNA of Haemonchus placei, 987 nucleotides long. NCBI's taxonomy places the organism in Eukaryota, Metazoa, Nematoda, Chromadorea, Rhabditida, Trichostrongylidae. The record is from the annotation of a GenBank genome assembly.
ACAAAUCCACAAUUUCUUGUUGAGAAAAUCAUCCGCCAACGUAUAUACGACAGCAAGUACUGGAAAGAAAGUUGCUUCGCUCUAAGCGCCGAUCUUAUUGUGGACCGGGCCCUUGAUCUUCGAUACAUUGGCGGUAUAUACGCAGGAAAUGUCAAACCAACACCUUUUCUUUGUCUUGCUUUGAAAAUGCUUCAGAUCCAACCCGAAAAGGACAUUAUUAUUGAAUUCAUACAGCAGGAGCAAAGCAAAUAUGCUCGAGCACUAGGUGCAAUGUACCUUCGACUUACGUUCUCAUCCGUAGAAAUAUACAAGUAUCUUGAACCGCUUUUCAACGAUUACCGAAAGCUCCGGUAUAUGAACAAGCUUGGAAGAUUUGAGUUGGUAUAUAUGGACGAGUUUAUCGAUAACCUUUUGCGGGAAGAGCGAUAUUGUGACAUACAACUUCCACGAUUACAGAAACGACAAGCACUAGAAGAUGCUGGUGAGUUGGAGCCGUACAGAAGUAUUCUAGAUGAAGAUCUCGACGCGUUAAGCGCUUCAGAUAGCGAAGAUGAAAGGGAGAGGAAAGAGAAGAAAAAGGAAAAACCGCGUUUGAUAUCAAGACGACGAAGCCGUAGUAGAGAUCGCUCACGAGAACGUGAGAGAAUGAGAGAGAAGUUGAGGGAACGUGAGCGCGAACGUGACGAUAAGAGGAGAGAACGCUCUAGAGAAAGGGACAGGGAUCGUGACAGAGACCGAGAUCGUCAUGAAAGAGAUCGUCACGACAAGGAUCGAGAUCGUCGCAGAGACAGGUCACGGGAUCGUGAUCGUGAUCGCGACAGGGAACGGGAUAGAAGAGAUCGUGAACGUCCACGUCGUGAUGAACGAGAUCGUGACGAUAGAGAUCAUCAUAGAAGCAGAAAAAGUGCCAGAGAUGACGAUGAACGUGAAAUCGAGGAAGCAAAUGCUCUUCGAGCAAAACUUGGACUCAAUCCGCUUGAACGAUAG